GACUUGACGACCUGGCGACAGAGAGCACCUUUGUGUGGGCCGACAGUACGCAGCUGACAGCCGGCAGCCCCAGCGCCUGGAACGCGGUGUCCGGGAACACGGCCUACAGGGACUGUGUCAUGCUGGACGACAGUAACCAGUACCGGUGGGUCGUCACGGACUGCUCCAGGCAGUGGCGACGGUUCAUCUGCCAAUCUGACCUGCCCACAAGUUUCGAGUACCGAAAGCUGGAGGUGAAGUUGACGGAGAUGAAGAAGGCGAUGCCGAGAAGUUUCAAGGAGCUGGGUCUGGACGAACUGCAGAGAGACCUAUCGGAGCUUCAGGCCGUGGAUCUCACCACCCCACCGGACGGGCCGGGGAAGCUCGGCGGGGGAUGGGAGGUGUCCGCCCCGAAGGCCGUGCUGGCGUACGACGCCGGGGACUGUGAGCUCACCUUCGCCUUCUCCGAUCCCGAGAUCAAUGAUCUAGGCUCCGGGAACGCCGCCGCGUCGCUGGGUAGCGUGAAGGAGAAAGUGGAGAGGCUCGGUGAGGCAGUUCCCGCCACGGCCGAGGAAGCUCUGCCCAACGUCAGGGAGCACCUGGCCGACCUCAUCGACAACACCGACUGGGACACCGUGCAAGACGCCCUCCCGGACUCACCAGCUCCGGAUCCCAACAUCACCGCUCCAGUACAAGACGUGGGCGGUCGCGUGGAUGUCCUCCAGCAGAGCAUCGACGCUGACCGGGUCGUGGAGCGCGCGUGGUGGGCAGCCAAGGCCACUACCGCCGUGUCGCUGAACCAGUACUGGUCCUGGGUGUACCUGCCCUGGGGCUGGUGGUGGUGGAACCCCCACGUCAUCAUCAUCAUACACUGCUGCCCGCUCAGGAUCUACAUCAUCAUCCGCUGGCCCUGGAAGUGGUGGCCGUGGUACCACAAUUGUAACUACGGAUGGACCCGCUGGUACGACCGCGACGAUCCGACCGUGACUGGCGACUGGGAGACGCUGACUAACCUCCGUCAAGAAAACCCCGGAGAGAUCUGCGACAACCCGUCAGGGAUCGAGGCUCGGGUGGUGGGGACCGGCACUCCUGCGGCGCAAACCGGAGACACCUUCCUCUUUUUCAACGUCUUUUCAGGGUUCGCCUGUACACCCACGACCUGUCAGGACUACGAGGUGCGCUUCUGGUGCCCGCAGCGCAGUUUCCACAUCCCCUGCGACUGCCCCGGCUGGACCGACUGGUUCGACGUCGACGACCCCACCGUCACCGGGGACUGGGAGUACCUCUCUGUCGUCAACACGCUCAACCCCGGGGAGGCCUGCGCCAAGGCUUCCGGCAUCCAGGUCAAGACCACCGCCGGCAACGUGCCCGCGGGGCUGACCGGCGAGAGCUUCCACCGCUUCGGACCCGCUCCGGGAUUCGUCUGCCGGAAGAAUCCGCCGGGUCCGGAAAAUACCCCGGCACCCUACACCUGCCGCGACUACGAAGUGCGCUUCAAGUGCCCCUGAUUUGCUGACGUAGUGCCUCAGUGCACCAAAUUUGAUGACGCUUUGAGAUACACGCGCACACACACACACACACACACACACACACACACACACACACACACACACACACACACACACACACACACACAUACGCACACACACUUGAUUAGCUCACUACUUAGCUUAAUCAUGUAUACA
Branchiostoma floridae (Florida lancelet) is the source of this 1664-nucleotide messenger RNA. RefSeq lists its product as uncharacterized. NCBI's taxonomy places the organism in Eukaryota, Metazoa, Chordata, Leptocardii, Amphioxiformes, Branchiostomatidae. The transcript has 4 exons. The record is from RefSeq and is a predicted model, not a curated record. The coding region runs from base 120 to 1487 and encodes 455 amino acids.